Messenger RNA from Labeo rohita (rohu), 3339 nucleotides. It is a transcript of the gene pgr, whose product is annotated as progesterone receptor. Lineage: Eukaryota; Metazoa; Chordata; Actinopteri; Cypriniformes; Cyprinidae. The transcript has 9 exons. Gene Ontology annotation, biological process: regulation of DNA-templated transcription. Gene Ontology annotation, molecular function: DNA-binding transcription factor activity; sequence-specific DNA binding; zinc ion binding. The record is from RefSeq and is a predicted model, not a curated record. The coding region runs from base 448 to 2355 and encodes 635 amino acids.
UAGAUGUCACAGACCGUUUCAGUUUAAUUAUGAAGCAAACAGGGCUAGUUUAGUACAUAAUUUUCAUAUUCAGUCUGGAAAUUAAUCGCUUGUCAAGCCUACUCCAUGCGUAACUUCUGCGUAGAUAAAUUAGAAGGUCAUCUUUUCUUUUCCCAGUCGUGCUGAGCACAUUCAUAUCAUAUCUGGAGCAUAUCUGGAUCAUGUUGGAUAAUAUUAUUUUAUUUUAUUUGAUCAUUUUAUUUCACUACAUUAUGACCACCAUUUCUCCGUGACGAUCUUGGUGACUUCACUCUUCACAUUCUUACAUGAGACGUGUAUUUGAUUAUUUGGGAAUAGUCGCAGAGACACGUUUGUACUGCCUCUCACCACAAGGAGUACGAGAAGUUUAUACGCCACAGAUCAAAAUAUCUAACCAAACAGUAAGGACGCAUCUCGCCGGCCAGGUUUAUGAUUAUGGAAACCAAAACUAACAAUAAAAUGGACACUGUGAACACUUCUCUCGCUGAUUCCACAGAGAUGAGGACUGGAAUAAGUAGUUUAAUGGAAACAUUAAAGGAAGGGAGUUUUGGGCACGGCAGGGUCUCCGUGCGUAAUUUUGGAGACGCGGGGUCUUUACGCAGCACUCCGCCUGGAUCAAGCGGCGACGCUCUGGAUCAGCUCUCUUUGCUUGACUUGCCUCUCGGGACCAAAACGUACACCGAUCACAUGGAUGAAUUUCUGAAAGUCGAAACCGGACAGUGGAGCGCAAAAACGCUUCUGCCCAGUGAGACAGAUGUUUCAGAGAGUGCGUUUGUCAAAGAAGAGAACGAGCAGUGUCUCAUCAUGGAGCCACCCAACCCUGAUUUCGAUCUCGGCUUAAACAUCAGCGCCUUGGAAAGCUGCUACGACCCAGGCGAAAGGAAACAGCAGUGUGAGUUUAUUGAGGAGUCUUCAGCUUUGCUUUCAUCUCAAGCUGUCCAACAGGUAGCUGUGGACAGUUCUUCUAACUUUCAGUUUGACAUGGAUCAGUCUGCACUGGUUUUGCCACAUGCGAGAAGAGUAUUCUCGCCUUCUGUGUUGAAUUUCGAUGGAACGAGCGCAGCUAGCAUGAUGUCCAAAACGGACGUUUCCAAAUGGAUUUCACCCGCGGACUCUCCGUUCUGGUAUCAGAGCACAAAUGAAGAGCACGCUGGAUACUCUCCAGCAGAUCGCUUCAUCCCGCGCGCACAGACAGCCUACACGGCAUUCCCAGGGAUUCCAUCUCAAAGACUUUGUGUUAUAUGUGGAGACGAGGCUUCGGGUUGCCACUAUGGAGUUCUUACCUGUGGAAGCUGCAAGGUGUUUUUCAAGAGAGCUGUUGAGGGUCACCACAACUACCUGUGUGCUGGACGAAAUGACUGUAUUGUUGAUAAAAUCAGGAGGAAAAACUGUCCUGCUUGUCGUCUUAGAAAGUGCUACCAGGCAGGGAUGAUGCUUGGAGGCCGUAAAAUGAAGCGGUUUGCAGGUGUAAAGGUCAUGGGGUUGAGUCCAUCCCUGAUGUUCCAGAGUCCAUUAUCCCUGCUGGCUGAUGGUCAAGCUGUGUCCUCCCUGCCCCGUAUGCCGGCGAUCCGUGAGCUGCAGCUGUCUCCGCAGAUGAUCAGCAUCUUGGAAAGCAUUGAGCCGCAGGUGGUUUACUCUGGCUAUGACAACUCGCAACCAGAGCUUCCCCACCUUCUCCUCAACAGUCUCAACAGACUCUGCGAGAGGCAGCUGCUCUGGAUUGUCAGAUGGUCCAAGUCUCUUCCAGGUUUUCGCAGUUUGCACAUCAAUGAUCAGAUGACGUUAAUCCAGUAUUCCUGGAUGGGUUUGAUGUUGUUCUCGCUGGGUUGGAGAACCUUUCAGAAUGUCACCACUGAUUGCCUGUACUUUGCGCCUGAUCUCAUCUUGAACCAUGAUCAGCUGAGAAGGUCUCCAAUCUACGACUUGUGCUUGGCUAUGCAGUUUGUUCCACAAGAAUUUGCCAACUUGCAAGUCACAAAGGAAGAGUUCCUGUGCAUGAAGGCUUUGAUGCUCCUCAACACUGUUCCUUUGGAGGGCUUGAAGAGUCAAACACAGUUUGAUGAAAUGAGACAGAACUACAUCUGCGAGUUGACGAAAGCCAUCCAGCUGAAGGAGAAAGGAGUGGUGGCCAGCUCACAGAGAUUCUACCACCUGACCAAACUCAUGGACACCAUGCAUGAGAUUGUAAAGAAGGUCAAUCUCUACUGUCUGAGCACAUACAUCCAAGCCGACGCCAUGAAGGUGGAGUUUCCAGAGAUGAUGUCAGAGGUCAUUGCGUCACAGCUGCCGAAAGUGCUGGCGGGAAUGGUCAAACCCCUCAUGUUUCACAACAAGUGAUCCAGACAGAAUGAUUGGGUCUGGUGUAAUUAAAACAUCUUUCCAUAUACAUUCCUCCCCUUAUAAUAGUCAUAAGUUCUGGGGCUGGUUGCAUGAACUGCUUAGACUAGGCUUACAAACUUAGUCUUCUAUUUUUUUUUUCUUCAAGACUAGUCAUAACUAUAAAUUCAGUUACAAAAAGGUAGUUUGGUCUAAUUUGAAUCUGAAAAGUAAGACUGAUUACCUCUUGGGUAACCGCUAGUUGGUCAAACUACCUUUUAAGACACAAGUCUUAACAUGAUGGUUAUGUUUAUGCAACUGGACCCUGAUGUUUUAGUUGAAAAUCCACAAUUUUUAGUUCGGAGAAAGAACCAGAAUACCAUUUAUAGGCUAAUAAUAAGGAUAAAAAGUGCUGUAUCAUGCUGUAUUAUUAAACCUGCUAUUUACAGAACACCACAGUCUUACAUAUUUCUGAGCAUUUUAUGAUAAAUAGACAAAAAUAUAACUUAAAACAGUCUUAAAUUGUGGAAAAAAUGUGAUAUUUGGAUUUAACUAAGUUCUUUCUUUUAAUGAAUCCUUAAAUGUUGCUAAAAUGUUUGUGAUUUUUGAAAUCUAUUAGACUCUAAUUUAUGGUUAAAUUGUAUUUUUUUAAAAAAUCUUAGAUUUUCAGGAAAAGUGUCUGAGUGUGACGAAAAGGAAAUGCUUAUCUGUCUCACUCUGAUAAGUGUCAAGCGGACAGUUUUCAUGGUCAGAUCUUACAAACGCCCAAUGCCAGCCACCCUUGAUUGUACUUUUACGCAGUAUCCGCUCACGUCACGUCAAAUGAAAAGUACAUGUGAAGUAUCUAAUAAAAAAAAAACACUGAUUGUGUACAAUAACAAUGUUUGAAAGACAAAUUACUCAAUUGUAUGGCUGAGAGAGCACUGUAUAAUUACUGCAGCAUUGUAUAAUUUGAUCCAGUCUGAUGUUUAUUUUUAAAACUGAAUAUUAAAUGCUUUAUCAGAG